This is a messenger RNA of Drosophila subobscura, 2612 nucleotides long. It is a transcript of the gene Ggamma1, whose product is annotated as guanine nucleotide-binding protein subunit gamma-1. Gene Ontology annotation, biological process: G protein-coupled receptor signaling pathway. The transcript has 2 exons. Gene Ontology annotation, cellular component: heterotrimeric G-protein complex. The record is from RefSeq and is a predicted model, not a curated record. The coding region runs from base 224 to 436 and encodes 70 amino acids. Lineage: Eukaryota; Metazoa; Arthropoda; Insecta; Diptera; Drosophilidae. Gene Ontology annotation, molecular function: G-protein beta-subunit binding.
CUGCUGGAGUUUCGGAAAUACAAAAAAUAUUUAAAACAACAAAGCUGCGAGCAAUUAAGAAUCAUCCAAAACACCAAAACGAGCAGAGCUUUUGAACUCGCUAACCUUGUCCAGACCACACAACCACAACAAAAACCAAAACCAUCCCCACCCACCCUUGUAAUUGCAUAUCACAGUAUCACUGAGAAACUUUUCAACCAUAGGCCUAUCCGAGACAGCCAUCAUGGACGUAAUGUCAUCAUCUCUACAACAGCAACGCAUUGUCGUUGAUCAGCUGCGUCGCGAGGCGUCCAUGGAGCGCCAGACCAUUUCGGAGUCAUGCGCCAAAAUGAUGAAGUACAUCACGGAGCACGAGCAGGAGGAUUACCUUUUGACUGGAUUCACCAGCCAGAAGGUCAAUCCAUUCCGUGAAAAGUCCUCGUGCACCGUUCUUUAAGGAGGAGUUUGGAGUUUGCGAUGUUCUGCAUUAAUAUGCAGAUCUUAUAGUUUACUUUUAGUUUAGCAAUGAUGGAUUCUAAAUAUGUAUAUGUGUAAUAAUGACACCAGUACCAGUCAACGCCACCUGGAUCAAUAUAUAUCUCAAUAUAACUCUUUGUGCAAAAACUAUAAUAACAGCAAGCAAAGCAAAUUGUCUCAAGCAAUAUAUGUAGUUGCGAUUGCUAUGAAUAUAUAACGAUAUAUCAAUAUGUACCACUCACGUUAACAGGUGUAUAAGGUUUACCAAGCCCACAGAAAGAUUCCAAAUUCAUAAUCGAAGCAUUUGUCCCAAAGAUAUAUCAGAGUUGUCUCUAUCCGAAUGGUAGUACUCGCGAGUAUCCCAACAAUUACGAAAAUCAAUGCGCUGACUACGGCAUCUACUACCACUACUACUACUACAACAACUUCUACUACAACAACUACCUAAACUACAAGUAUAAACCGAAACACACACAUAUAUACCUUAUUAUCAACAAGAAUAAUCCGACAUACAAAUUUAUCAAUAAACGUAAACCCAACAGAAGAUACAUAUAUUUUGGCUUCUUAUUUCGAGAAAUAUCUGUUAUAUUUAUUGAAUAUUGAUAUUGAUAAAUGACAACAAUGGAAUCGAAGAGAAUAUCGUUGUAUUUUGAAAGAAAAAGAGAGCCGCGCAGCUCGUUGACCACCAAUUGCAAUGGAUGGAUCAUGGAAACUACUAAAAUGAAAACAAAACAAGCAAAAAUGCAAAAUAUACGCAAAUAUAUUAUCGAAUUACUUUAAAGGCUUUAAAAAUGAGCAGAAAUGCAACAAUGAAACCCACAAGCUAGUUGAACUUAUCGCAAACUUUAGUGCGUUUAUUAUCAAGUUUUUCUUAGUCCAAAUAUAUUACGAACUGCGGUAGUAGCGCAGCAAGCACAUAUAAUACCAAAGAAUGGAACAAAUCCAAUAUUUAACUCUCUCUCUAUAGCGUAGUUUAUCCAUUUUGAUUCACACAAUAUGCCAAUAUCCAAUGAAAAUUAAUGAUUUGUAAUUUGCAUUUUAGAACAAUAAUUCAUUUCAGUUAAACCAGGCAAAAGUCCGUAAAUUUUCUGCACUUUUCCGAUUAUGUGACAAAGAAUGUGUGAUUUUUGUUUCCAAAAUACUCUGUGAAAAUAUCUUUAACUGUUGACACUCUUAUUGUUUCCUACAGACAUCACAAACACAUCCAUUCAUGGUCAUUGAAAUGAGUUACGGGCAAUAUACUAAAAUGUAAUUAGCAUGAAACGCAAAGUAAUAACAGGAGAAAAGCUAUUUUUAUACACUCUAACGUGGCAAUGGGCAUAUUUGUAUGGUAUUGGAAUGAAUAGAAAUGUGAUUUCAGUUAGCGAAGAAGGCACGCUUAUCAUACAUCAAUCAUAAUACCCCCCCACUCGUACAUGUUAAAUACAAAAACAAGAUAUGUUUAUGUCGAUUUUCAUUGUGACAAUUGUGUCAGCCUCCGGCCAGAGAAGACAAGUUGUGAUGAUGAAAAUGAUGCAACUAUAUAAUUUAAUCGGUCGGUUCUUCCAGUGUUGCAUUUAAAUAGUUAUAAAUUGGCGGUAACUUUAGUUGAUAAUGAAAAAUCGUAGAGCAGAGUUAACAUAGGAAUCACACAUUUUUGCAGAGGCGUUUCGUUUGAGAACUUUGUCCGAGAUUUUGAGCCACAGUUUGCUGUCGUGAGCAAACAGCAAAAUGUGGCACAAAAUUAACAUUCGGAUGGAUUUUUGAGAAUUUUGAGUUUGGUGGCCUCCAGAUCAAAACUGCAGUUGGUUUAGAAGCCCACACAUACUUUCCGACAUUUAGCAGAACAAUUUUCGAUUUGCCAAACACUUUUUUGCAUUCAAAUAUUUAUUCUUUCGAUAGAUACUUUCGUUUGUUAGGGCUAGCCAGCUGGGGGUUUGCUGCGGCGAUUGGGCGAACGAACCAUCCAAUGGAGCACGGAUGGAUUCGGGCCCAAUCCGUUCGCUACGGGCAGACCCCGCGUGCAAUUGUUACCACUAUUAAUAUGAAAAGGUAACCACAAAAAAUAACAAAUCACCAGCACUCAAAUUCAUGUACAUCGAGACCAGAUAUCACAAGAGAUUUAACAAGUUUUAUUCACUUCAAUUGAAAAGCGACAACGAGAUCGUAUUUUAUUC